This is a messenger RNA of Amoebophrya sp. A25, 10676 nucleotides long. Lineage: Eukaryota; Dinophyceae; Syndiniales; Amoebophryaceae. The record is from the annotation of a GenBank genome assembly.
AUGGAAUCUAGUGCUUUAUUGAGUGUUGUAAGUUCAAGUUUUAUCAGAGGUAGAAGUAGGGGCAAGAAAAAAAUAUAGAGUCACUGAAAGAACUCGCCAGCAUAACGACUAAGCCGCUUUCUUUUGCAACCCGCCAACUUCGGGCAUCGGUAAAAGUGGUCACAUACACUAAUUACAAUUACACAUAGACACACGAGGACCUGGGCAACAAUAUGGCUCCACCAACAACGAGUGACGAAAAAGUGUCGUUCUUUGCGAGGCAAGCUCUCUCGAGCGAAAUACAGCGAGGACUAGACUUCCUCAAAUACGAUUCGGUCGAGGGCAUGGGUCGAGAUUGGUCGCUCCUUGUUGGCCAGAAGCUUGGCAAGCUGCAACAACUGAAGGUACUAGUACUUCCAUAUUUCUUACUUCAGAUUGAGGACAUAAUUUUGAUCAUCUGUUCCGUGUCUCGUUAGAUUUCUAUCAGGUAGGGCAUCUGAGCCAAAACGAGGAUGCUCCAGCCUUUGCGCGCAAUGGAUGCCCAUUCCAAUCGCAAAAAAAGGCCACUCUCGCCCCGCCUUGUCGCCUUUGCUCGGUUUGGGUUCGCUUAGUUUUCUUCCUUUUUAGCUGGAGGCGCGCUUUUCCUUCAUUUUGUUUGCUAAUCUAAUGCUGGCAUAUUUGUACUAUGUGUUGCCUUAACUUUUCAUCUCAAAAAUUUUUGCGCUUUUCAAGUAUAAUCUCUUUGGGAUCGUAAUCAGCUAAAACAAGUCGCGUCCGACCUAAUAAACCUAGCCCCAUUAUAGACCCAACCGCUCGGGGAAGAUCUUGUUAUUGAGGAUUUGACUGCUUGAUGGAUUGAUUUGUUGAGCGCAGCCAUACGUGUACCAGAACAAUCGAUCCUAGGCAUUAACUAUGCGGUUGGGUCUCUCUGUUGGCAGGUAACGGGCAACAAGGACGAAGCCUUGAGCCAGUGAACUACAGCUAGUGCAGAGUUGCAGUGAGGGUCAAAACUACAACAUUAGCCGAUGCGUUUGCCUGUGCUUUGAUGCUGUAAUAGUUAAUCUACGUACUUGAUAUUAAUUUCUUCUACUCGUGUUAACUCUGCAGGGAUCUCCAGGCCAGCCGCCUGUUAGUUGUGGAAUUGAGAAUACCGGGGUUUUGGACGAAGUAAUUUCAGAGGAUCAACAUGCUGAGCUUGAGCAGGUAGUAAAGUCUUCGACGGUGAAGCAACAGCAUCCGCACGGAUUUGGGGUCGAAGAUUUGACAGUUUCUAGCUGCAGCAUCGAGACGGUGGUAAGUGUGGAGCAUCCUGCCACCAGUGGGAGCGACAGUGAGCCACGAGAUUCCCAAGUCACUAUUGGAAAGGCUUGUGCAAGUCCAGUGAUGAGUGCACCAGGUGGAAUUCUUGGUCAACAUCAUCGAGACAAUGAUGUCACCGACGAAGCGCAACUGCGUGUCCUAGAUACAAAAACAAGUGCUUUUCUAGCCAGUGGGCGUUGUGAAUGUGAUUUUUUACAACCCGCUGUAGAUGAGGGAGAACUUCGAGAUCGGGACAGCGGUGGAGUGUCAUCCCAUGGAGCGAUGCACCACUCACGCAGCACGACCGAUCAUGGAAGGUCGCCGCCUCUUGGUUUUGGCUUUGGACAUGGUCAUGAGCUCCGCCACUUGAAGAGCCGAAAUUCGUUCACUCGCAGUAGGAGUAGCCCAGUCCUCUUUUACAAGGACAUGUACAACUACACGGACUAUCGCUCCUCGUCUGGUGGUUCGUCAGUCGAGAUGGAUGGGCUUUUACAAGAGAGUCAAUCAAGCAAAAGUUUUGGGAGGAAGUCCUCUGACCGGGAAAAGCGCUCUCGUGGAAGCAAUUCCCACAAUUACCACAAUUUUUACGACCAGCAUUUUCACCCCGCAGCACCACGUUCCCCUAAUGAUUCCAUCGCGGAUGGUGGCGACGUGAACCUUCGCGACAAUGGAAAUGCCUCACUUUCGUCGGGUCGUCUUAGCCCACCUUCGUCGUCGACAUCCGAAUCAUCUACUGGGAGGUCUUCGGCUCUAGGCGGUUCGAGCGCUCGCGAUAAACCUGCACGGCCAAGCUCACUGAUGUCCAAUAGCGAAUAUCGUCGAAGUUGGUGGAACAGUUUCAAGUACGAUCUGGGUCGCGACAUGCGAACUAAGCGGCCGGCGGAAGGUGGCUUAGUCGAUCGAAAUGCGCACCGAAUCACUAGUAAAGUUUGGUCGAACUGCACAACCAAUUUGAAUUCACUUUCAACCUCUUCCUCCUCGAGUACAUCCUGCGCAUCAUCCUCUUCAAUUUGCCCGGUGCAUCAUGUAUGGGACGGGGCAGGAGGUACGACUUCAGCAGUUGCAGACUUUAACAAUGCAGCAACAUCAGGAGCAAAAUAUGGCGGUCGUCGUACUUGUUCGUCGGUCGAAGACCAAGAUGACUCGACACAUCAAUCACAUCAAGACCAACGUCUGCAGCCUGGUCCUGCUACUUUUUUGAGAGAAUAUCCGGACGCUGCGCUCGGGUCCAGCUUUCUGAACUCUUCCUUAUCUUUCUCCCUUCUGGAUACAGCACAAGCUAGAAAUGCCACUAAUUCUAAAGGUACGAGAAACAAGAAGAUGACCACCUCUCGCUCCUGGGCCCAUCUGCACGAGCGGGGACGACGUCAGAGCGACAACACAUCAUCAGCGUCCUCGUGCAUUCAUGAUCCGGCAAUAGGUGGACGCGGUAUUCAUAAGAAUCUUGGAGGAGACGCAGAUCAAGGCGUAGAUGUAGAUGAGGACCAGGAUCAAGAGGUCGACGAUACGAGUUCGUUGCGCGAAUACACUUUCGCCCGUUGCUUGAGCUCGCGGAGGCGCGAAUCAUCUCCUCCAAUGCGAGCAGAGUUGGUCCGCCGAGUGCGAUCACAACAGCGCGAGAUCCGGCAUCGAGAUCGCGAAAUUCGACGCCUGGAGUGCGAAUGGCAACGCGACGUCUCCCGUCUGCGUCAGCAAAUUGGACUCAUUGCAUUGCAAAAAUGCAGUCAAAAACUACCACUUUCGUCCUCAAAAAACAAGACGCCAGCUCCUGUAGUGGACGUGGGCGGUGCUGUUGCCGUCAGGAACGAUCAAGGCUUCUUUACGAACAUAAACAUAGAAAGCAUGUCUACGGAGCAAGGCCAAAGACGUGGCAUUCAGGAACAAGCUCCUACUUCCGACAUGAAGACGAGUGCGUCGAUAUCGAACGAAGGCGUCGCAUCAGAGCCACAGUACAUGAAGAACCUCGAAUGCUCCAAGCAAGAGGUCGCGCGAGUUGUACUCGAUGACGCCAGAUCGUCCCCGGGGACGAGCAGUCUGCAAAGCGAUUCUACAGGGACUAGUUUGCAAGAACUGCACGCCUCAUAUUACGAACAGGCAGCUGCGUCUUUGGAAUUGGAUGCGAAACAAGGACGAACUCAAGGUCAAGCAAUUCCUGUUGAAAACAGCAAAUUUAACACAGAACCAGGAUCGAUUUCGGCCUCAUCAGCCUCGUUGUCGGUUGUCUCUCGACGACAGACUUUUUCGCAUUCCGCGAGCUCCCAUCUUUCGCUUCAGGACCGUGAGCCGCAUGGUCGGCAAAAUGGAGAUACCGGUCGAGAUGCUCUAGAAUAUCAAAUAAAACAAAAACUAGCACCAUUACCAGAAGCACAGCAGCACGACGAACUAGGUCGACAAGAAUGCCUCCAUGUCCAUUUUCAAGCGCAGCAACACCAGGAGGAGCAGCAUCAAUAUGAAGAAGAAUUUUCGUUCAUAUCUGGGCUGUCUUCAGUGCGCGAUGAAAUAGAAGAACAUCAAGGCGAAACGCCUCUUUUCACAACGGUCCAGGCCGAAGAGCUGAAAACGUGCCGGCUUGAUGCGGAGAGGUGUGACGAAUCCAAUGUUGACGACCCAACGACAACGACGCUCCGCGAGCCUCCGACAAGCGAACAGCAACAUACUGAGCAGCGACGUGCUGUUGUUCAUAGUGCAGGAGUAGAAAGUGACGAAAAACGAAAGCAAGUUGGACAAGCGAGUCCGCUUCUGAACAACGUUGUUCGCUUGAAUAAGCGGUACUUAUCAAGCGAGGAAUCCUCGUCCUGUCUGAAUAAUGGUGCUUCGGGGGGUUCUAGACAGACAACAACCUCUAGUAAAAAGGGCCAGGGCGAGGAUAGUGCCAUUUGCACCUCUGAUGAAAGUAAAAACGGGAGUUGUAAAAGCGCCUACAUGUUUAGCAGCAAGAAUGAUUGUUCAUCUAUAGCAACUACUUCCAAAAACAGUGAUUAUUCACCGAGCAUCGUGACAGUGAAAUUACCAGCAGGCAUCGAUGAGUUGACACCGACGACAGUGGAGCAAGAUCCUCAUCUUAAUACUCUUGGCGCUGGUGAAGGACGAGUCAGCACUGAGUUACAGACGCUUCGACGGAACGAGGUUCCUGUGCAACUGCGUGAUCCGCAAGCGACUGUAAGUACGCAAAAAAGCGAGCCAACUUUGCCGCCUCAUCAUCUUGCUGGAGGGAACGAAGACCUUCAACGGCCGUCCGACCAUUCGUCGUCCUCUGAUAUUAAGAUGAAGCAGCUACUUCAGCUUCAUCCACGUAGUCGUGGUGGUGCGCAACCGGCCUGUUUCUCUUCUACGUCCACACUUGGAACAACUAGCGACGGAUCCUCUGCGUCCGUCGUGCAAGUCGUAUCGGCGGAUCACUCGACCUCUGGCUCUGUGUCUGUCGUUCGAGAGCACGCGGGUGCAACGCCGCAUCCUGGUGCGGCCUUAAAAGGCGCAGGCGGCUCACUUGUGGUUGGCUUUGCUAGUACGCAUCCGGAACCAGCAGCACCGCGUCGACAAGAACAUGUUGACCCAGCUCGUCCACCUGCAUCUUCAUGCGCAACUUCAUCGGCGGUUGCAACAGUAAAAGAGGAUGAGUCUCCGUCUGUGGUCACAACUACUGUCUCAGUUGGUAGCAGUGGUGUAUCUACUCUGCGGGUUCUUGGUACCAGUGGUCCGCGAGACGGGGAGCUUCAAAGUAUUCGUGUUGGUUCCGCAAAAAGUGACUACAUCGCGAGAUCUGGUUGUGUACGCAAGAUCAUAAGCAAAUCUGGAGGGCAGUGCUUCGUGAACGCGUACGCCUCUCGAAAAAUGGCUUCCACGUCUCCUGUACCGUCACUAGAAGAGAGUCUUCGACGCCGCCAAGCAGAAAUGCACCAGGAGGGUAAUAUAGGACUUCAAAGUUCAUCACGUUUGCCAACUAGGGUUGCUGGUUCGUCAGCCAGCCUGCCAGAAGGCUCUGAGGACGACAGGGCACGGAGCACUAUCCCAGUUCCGGAACGUAGUCCACACCUUUCUGACAUGUCGAUGUCUCGCGACAACAUUGUGGCUCAGGAGCAGGUGGAAAGGGAGGAUAUCGCGACAUCAAACAAAAAAAUCACAGGAAAUGCUCCGAUCAUCAUGUAUGCCGGCCAUGCCAUCAACAACUACAACAAUAAGGACGACUCCAAUCAGCAUGAGCAUGAGCAGAAGAUGAACAAGAAAGGAGCAUUGAAAGGAUAUAUCACGUCAGCUAGUGUCGUGCCUCUCUCCGAAUCACGAUCAGCACCGGAUGUCCAUGGGUUCGGAAAUGCAAGCGCGCUAAGCCCUAUCAUCUGCCAUCGCACUACACUGCUCGAGGAUUCCCCACAAAGCAAGCGCGGUCCAGUUGUCGGCUUUCUUUUAGAUGAAGAAACACUUCGAGAUGAGCAGGAGCAGGACGAGCAACAAAUCCAUAGUUCUUGUGCGAAUUAUGUGGCGGCGAACAACACGGCAGGAGGUGGUGGACGAAUCACAGCAACCACCUCCAACAUCAAAAUCAAGCCCACCGACAAUCAACAACAAGACGUAGAUGAGCCGGCCAUAAUCGUAGUUGAGGACGAUUGCAUCGAGGACAUGAAAACUGAGCAAGAUCAUGUAGCUGCCACGCGGCAUCUCAAACCUCACCAGAACAAGAGGGUGGAAUGUCAACUACAAAAACAGGCCGCGAGUAGCAUUAACAAGUCGCUUUUGAACAACACCUGUUCUUCCAGCAAGAGCAUGCUGCAUGACACUGACUGGAAACGACACGUGCAUGCCCGCGAACGCGACUUGUGCCUUCGUGAAGCUGCUGUUUUCGCAAGGGAAGAGCAAGUCAAAGACUGGGAGGCCCGUCUCUGGCUUGUCCAAGACGAACUGGAAAAGGAGCGGCACCUUGCGCGAGUACGAGAACAGAAGCUGCAACUGGAGAUUGAGGAUAUCGAACAGUAUCGAUGCGAAUUCGAAAAACUCAGGACAGACUUAAUCCAUCGCGAAGCAGAGCUUGGCGAGCGCGUACGCCGUGUUGCGCCAGCAGAAUUGGAAGCACUCUUAUCGUGUGGGACGAACGGAUUACCGAAACUAUCGAACAACAAAAAACUAAAGGAAUCGUUGUUCUCGGAGAAAAAUACGAGCAAAGUAAAAAGAAAUAAAGCGUCAGAGCGAGUUGUUCUGAGCAGAAAUGAUGAACAAGUCCAAGUGUCCGAACACGGCCAGGACCAGGAGCAUCUACAUCUACUCCAGGAGAAAGAAUUCGACGAUGUUGAAGAAAUGAAAUAUUGGGACGAGCGAGACGAAGUUCGCGCAGUGUCCGGAUCGUUUCAUCAACAGACAGUGACAAAGAGUGAUGCUGCAUCAUCAAAACGAACCGAGCAGGAACCACCAAGAGUACUGCUUCAUCUAGAUGGAGUCAAUUGAUAGCAUAUGAGCAGCUAUAUAUAACAGAGCAGUUUAUAGCACACAUGGCGCAUGAUGGAGUAGCAUGGAGUGCAUGGAGCGCAGAUCUCUAAGGGACGCAAGAAGCGCGCCCUUUAGCUCCAUGCAGCUCCAUGCGAUCCACGAUCCACUCCAUGCCAUGCGAGCUGGCAAACCGAAGAAGAGUGCUGCUGUCAGUGUCUGUCUAGUACUUUUCUUGGUUUUGAGUUUGAUGUUAGAAGAGAAGAUGGUUGUAUCUAUAAAUUUUGUUUUAUGUAUAUAUAACGAACAAGAAUAAUCCAAGUCCUCGUCCCCCAGGAGGAGGAGCUGCACUUGUGAAAAUAUCAAAAUCAUUCUUCACACCAUAUCCUUCAGCUUAGCGUUGUCGCGACCGCCGACUUGGAACGUCUGGACAGUAGAGUACGCCGCUUUGUCCGCAUGUUGAGGUGGGAUUGUGAUGCGAAGAUGCGCGGGCUACAGGAGGAAAAUGAGAGACUUCACAAUGAGGUGAAUAUCUUGUUGGGAGAAAAGUCUGCAGAAAAAAAGUUGCGGACGGACGAUUCUAUUGACGCCUUGUUGAAAAUGGAGAUGGACGGGCGGCGCUACGGGGAAGAACUUGGGGAUCGCGAUAUGCAGAGUUCGGAGAAUGAAGAUGAAGCCAGUAGUUCUUGUAGCUCGGUCUCUUCGUCUGACAGUGGUGGGCAAGAAGUGUUGAAUGACAACGAUAACUACAAGGAUCAGGAUGACGAUCAGGGGAGAGAUGUUGAACAUUACGACAGACUCGUACAUCAUGACGUUGAGCAGCUCGAGGAGCGUGAUGCGACGCGUAGCCAGAUCAUGAUGAAAGCUAGCAAGAGCCUCCACACGGCGUACUCAGGAGAACGCCCGCCAGCUGGGGGAAAUGAACAACCUAGCGCUGCCACGAUCAAUACUGGAAAGAACUCAUUAGACACAGGCACAUCGAGUACAUUUACUUCGCGUGAAAUCAAAGGAAAUAGCAAGGAGGAGCGAGUGGCCGCGGUCAAGAACAAUUCUGCCACAUCUAUUCGCAGUGAUCAAGUGCAGGAAAAGUCCAAACUGCAACACGAAGAGGUUACGGCGACUUUCUCCCGAAUCAUGUCCGUGCCCUCACGCAGAACUCCACCUGGUGCGAGUAGCGAAGAUAUAAGGACAGCUACUAGAGUUUGCUCAACCUCAAGGUCAAGUGCUGGCGGACGAGGAGGGGGACGUGGUCAAGCAGGCGCGUCUCUAGAAGUAGGGUCCUCGCAUAAUUGUUCUCAUCGUCUUAAGUUUAAGAAGCAUGCGCAGGAUCCUCCACUUAAACAACAACAUACAACGGAAGCACCAAAAGCACAAGAAGAACUAGCCGUGUCCGACGAGAACUACCUCUGCGAAAUAAAUGACGAAGAUGGUCGUGCGCCACUGCUGAAUUUAGAGCCGUUCGUUUUGUUUAAAAGUCAAUGCCAGCGAGCGCGCGAGCACAGUCGCCAGUUGCAGCAGACUCACAAAGCAGCGGGGAUGCAAAAGCUGCGACAAGCGAUUAACUCGACGAAUGCACGUCUGAAGAAAGGCGCGACAACGACCCAAAAUCUUUGCGCUGCUGCUUCCUUGCCGAACUACAGAACGAAUCAACAAGAACCUGCUGUAGUGAUCAAAGGCAAAGCACGACCUAACAAGAAGACGAAGCAAGAUAAUGCACUGGAUGAACCCGUCAAAGCGAUUGCGAUUUCCUAUGGCGACCAACAGAAGAACGGCCAUGUAUUUAAAAAUUCUCAAGAGCAGGUGCCAUUUAAAUCUAAUGGCCCAGCAGCGGAAGGGGAAGGGGAACAACAACCAGAACCAGCAGUGCUUGCCCUACAAAAACAAGAGAGACCACCAGUUUCAUCUCAAGCUCAUGUUCCAAGCAUGUCUCAUACGCUCACGACUACAUCCGCAUAUGGAGAUGGACAACAAGACGAUGUCAAGAACAGCCUUUGCAUUCAACAUGACAAGAUUAGUCAGACUUUGGUUUCUGCUGCUUCCACCGGACCGGGGCCACGCAGGUACCUGACUGCAUCGCGAGCGUCGCGCAUGUCCUCACUGCGGGGCUCAGCAUCGGCUUCACCUGGAGAGGCAGACGACACUACUGUACUCUAUUAUGAAGAGCAAGACGAAAGCAGGCUUUUUCCGACUGAUGGAGUGCGCCAGUACGUCACGCGACCAUUGCCAGGAAAUGCCACUGGUGUCGAACAAACUACAAGACUUAUGCGAUAAUAUGGUUUUACAUUUGAUGACGAUGAGUUUGAUGAAACCCGAAAUUUUUUGUCUCUCUUGUUUAAAUACGAGACCACCACCACCAUGACGAAACCAUAAUAAUUAAAAGUGUGUGACUUGUGUUUGUGACUAUUGUACUUAUAAUAUCAUUCUUGCGAAUAACGUCAAGACUUCGCGGUUGCAGUGGAUCUUUUUCUUGUUCGAGCAGAACGCGUAUUCUAAAUGAGGUUUGGUUUUCGACCAUCUCUAACAAUAGCAGUCGCCGACUAAACACGAACAGUGCGAUGAAGAACAUGGUGAGUGGGAUGCUGCCACGAGGGUCUAGAAUGGAGCAAUUUUUUGCGCGCGAUGAAGAUUUCCAAGAACGUGACCGAUUAGUAGAAAUAGAAGAUUCUACCUCCUGCCGCUCCUGUCUUGACGAUAUCAACUAUCACAACAGCGUCCAGGAUGACACAUUGCUACAUUCUUACGCUGCCACUCGUCAAAUUCCGACGUUGCUCGGAACUCGCAUUGAAAGCACACCCUUGCCACUCGAACAACCGGAUCGCAAAAGCGCACCGCCGAGACAGCGACCUGACCUGCCGCCGUAACAAAAUUAAGGACUCAAGAACGAACUUAUUUGAACAACUCGAUCUGGAUACGAAGGUAACAUUUCUUGUACAGAACUACCGGACACGAAGAAAGACUACCGAAUCAAUCAAGUUUUGACUGCUUACUCAGGAUUUCUACUUCGUACUCAAUUGAUUUUUCGCUAUUUCAAGAAAGCGACUUUCCCUAGUUGUAGCAUCAUCUAUAACUUGCAAGACACUUCUCGAUGCUGUCGAGGGAUAUCACGCAAAAGGAUUACAGACAAUAUUCAGAGAUUUGUACUUCCACAUGCACAUGCGGGAACAUUUUGCGUCAUCAAAGUCAGAAAGCUAAAGAAAUGCAGUAAAAUAAAACAAGUUUAUUUUUCAUUUCAGAGUAGUUUAUAGCACGCAUGGUGCAUGGAGUGCAUGGAGUAGCAUGGAGUGCAUGGAGCGCAGAGCUUUAAGGGGCGCAAGAAGCUCCCCCUUUAGCUCCAUGCUACUCCAUGUGAUCCAUGCACUCCAUGCCAUGCGAGCCGUGAAACCUUAUAAACUGCUCUAUCAUUUUCAUACUCCUGUUCGUGCUCGCAGACGCAGAGUAAGUAGAAAGUAGUUUUGAGUUUUUUUGCUUCGGCAGAAGCCAUGACCACGACUAAGCACAUACCUACUCAUGAUUUAAUAGAGCCAUCACGAGUACAUACCUCAUGAUUCGAACCUGAAGUAUAGCAUAAAAAAGUCGUUGUGAGUUGUUGUUCUAAUAUUGAAGAUGAAUUCCGCUCUUACAUUUGCACAGGAUUGUAUAUCCAGUGAUGAAAAUUUUCUCGAGAAGAUAAUUUUCUUCCACGAACAUUAAAUGUAGGUACUUACGUUAAAUUUCUGACUCGACGGAUGAUUGUUAUAUAUAGUUUGAUAUUACAUUUUCUUUUUGUAUAUGUAUCUAUAAUGAUACUCGCGUUUCCGACCUCAUUAAAGAAGUAGAGAAAAAGAAUGAACCUCCAGAAUUCCAUUCAGGCAUGAGUAUAGCAGAUGUGUUUGGGGAGAAACAAAGUCAGCUGAGGGACCACGCGCUAACACAUCUACGUCGACGUCGCCACAUCAUGAUAUCACUUAUGUUCUCUUCUCCAGGUCGAGGAUGAAUCAUGAAUUACG